Molecule: messenger RNA, 1011 nt
Organism: Penicillium soppii
Lineage: Eukaryota; Fungi; Ascomycota; Eurotiomycetes; Eurotiales; Aspergillaceae
Gene: ksrA
Product: 3-dehydrosphinganine reductase
Exons: 3
Coding region: 1-1011 (336 amino acids)
Biological process (GO): sphingolipid biosynthetic process
Cellular component (GO): endoplasmic reticulum membrane
Molecular function (GO): 3-dehydrosphinganine reductase activity
Source: RefSeq, a predicted model, not a curated record
AUGUUUGGUCUCGGGUCUCGAAAUGAGUUCAAUGUCGAGGGGCAGACUGUGAUUAUCACUGGUGGCUCCGAUGGCAUGGGCAAAGCUGUUGCACUUCAACUGUCCGCGAAAGGUGCAAAUGUGAUAAUCGUUGCGCGUACAGUCUCCAAGCUUGUGGCUACUGUCGAGGAGAUGAAGGCCGCCGCGGCAAACGCCUACAAGCAGAAGUUCCACUAUAUCAGUGCCGACCUCACAGAUCCCCUCGAAUGUGAGCGGGUCAUCACAGAGACCACAACUUGGAACUCUGGAGCUCCCCCCGAUGUUGUUUGGUGUUGUGCGGGCUUCUCCCGCCCGGGAUAUUUUAUUGAUGUGCCGAUUCAAGAGCACCGCCAACAAAUGGACACAAUUUACUGGACCGCAGCCAACACAGCCCAUGCCACUCUCCGCAGUUGGCUCACCCCUGUUGCCCCCAGCGUACAAAUGAAAACCCCUCGGAGACAUCUCAUCUUUACCUGCUCUACCCUUGCAUUCGUUCCUGUCGCUGGUUAUUCACCAUACUCGUCUGCAAAGGCAGCCAUUCGUUCGCUAUCCGAUACUCUAAGCCAGGAAAUUGAAAUGUACAACGGGGCCUUCUCCCAGAGGCAUCGCAGCAGUGCCCCGGCUGCGGAUGUCAAAAUUCACACCAUCUUCCCCAUGGGGAUUCUCAGUCCUGGCUUCGAUAACGAGCAGAAAAUCAAGCCUGAAUUGACAAAGAAACUGGAAGAAGCCGAUAAGCCUCAAUCGCCUGCAGAGGUCGCCAAAAUUUCGAUCAGUGCUCUGGAACGUGGGGAGUAUCUCGUCACUACCAAUAUGAUUGGUGCGUUGAUGAAAGGCACUUCCCUUGGUCCCAGUCCCAGGAACAGCAUUGUCGGUGACACUCUGCUCAGCUGGCUCAGCAGCCUGGUGUUUUUGCAAGUCAUUCCGGAUCUUCGCAGCAAGGCGUUCAAUUGGGGAAAGAAGAACGGGCUUCCACAAAGUACCCCGGCAUCAUAG